Molecule: messenger RNA, 725 nt
Organism: Teleopsis dalmanni
Lineage: Eukaryota; Metazoa; Arthropoda; Insecta; Diptera; Diopsidae
Product: V-type proton ATPase subunit F
Exons: 3
Coding region: 113-706 (197 amino acids)
Biological process (GO): monoatomic ion transmembrane transport
Cellular component (GO): membrane
Molecular function (GO): proton-transporting ATPase activity, rotational mechanism
Source: RefSeq, a predicted model, not a curated record
CAAUGAAUGAAAAAUAAUUUUGUUCUAUUCAACAUGUUUUAAAACUCAAUUUCUUUUCAAAAUACAUAUUACCAUUUAUUUUUUUCGGACUGUACAGCAAAAUUUGCAGUAAAUGACGGAUCGUACACGCGUAAUGCGCGCAACACGCGCAUCUCGACGCAGAUCACGUUAUGGAUCAACGAGAUUAGGGGAUGAAGAAGUAGACGAAUCUCGAUUUCUUAUUGGACUUGUUGCUGAAGAGGAAAUUACACUGGGAUUUUUGUUAGCCGGCAUUGGAGAGUGUCCUUACCGCAUUGUAUCCCCAAAAAAUUACCUGGGUGUGAAAAAAGAUGAGAAUAAUGGAUAUAUUUGCAACAAAGGACGUUGUAAAGACAAAAUUUUGGAAGCUCACAUAGGCAAUUUGGAAAGGCAUUUGAAGAACCUUCAUUCAGAUCUCUAUGCGGAAUAUAUUCGUGAAAAAGAUACCUCCAGUAUACGUUCCACUCUCCCAGAAAUAACAAUUGAAGAAGCUAUUGUGCAGCAUUUUACUGGAAAUAUGAGGCCUUUCUACAUGCUCGAGGAUACAACAUUUAAAGUAAUGACUAAACUAGUAUGGAGUGGUAUAAUAAUAAAAAUUAAUGAACACAACAUUGAUGAGCGUAUUUUAAAAUAUUCCACAAAAAUUAAGGACCAAAUUAUUGAAGACUUAAAAGGAAAGCUCAAUUAAAUAAAAAUUGGUAUAGCAU